Synchiropus splendidus (mandarinfish) is the source of this 2115-nucleotide messenger RNA. It is a transcript of the gene nelfb, whose product is annotated as negative elongation factor complex member B. The transcript has 13 exons. Lineage: Eukaryota; Metazoa; Chordata; Actinopteri; Syngnathiformes; Callionymidae. The record is from RefSeq and is a predicted model, not a curated record. Gene Ontology annotation, cellular component: nucleus; NELF complex. Gene Ontology annotation, biological process: negative regulation of transcription elongation by RNA polymerase II. The coding region runs from base 181 to 1944 and encodes 587 amino acids.
CGCUUAAGCCGCACAGCGGAACCAUUGUAUUAUCGUGUUUUCCGUACGGACAAUUGACGCAGCGUGAACGGCGGAAGUUUCUCUGCGUUCGCGAAAACCCCAUUUUUUUGAGUUUCUUUUCCAUCGGUUUCAUGCAGUUCCAUGUUUCAUAUCUGUUCGUCGCUGUUUUGCUAAAGUAAAAUGGACAAGAAGAUGUUUGCCGGGCUCCCGGAGCUCGGGAUAUCAAAUGGAGAGGACCUGAAAGAAACUUUAACCAACUGCUCGGAACCCCUGAAAGCCAUCGACCAGUUUCAGAUGGAAAACGGCAUCCUGCUGCCGACGCUCCAGUCUGCUCUACCAUUCCUGGACCUCCACGGAACUCCACGACUGGAGUUCCACCAGUCAGUGUUCGAUGAGCUGCGGGACAAGUUGAUGGAGCGUGUGGCCACCAUUGCAGAGGGCAAGGACAAUGAACGGUACGGGAAGCUGGAGGAGCUGCUGGAAAAGAGCUUUCCUCUGGUCCGAAUGCCCUCCAUUCAGCCUGUGGUGAUGCAGGUGCUGAAAUAUUUGCCCAAGGUCCCAGAAAAGAAGCUGAAGUUUGUGAUGGCGGAUAAGGAGCUGUAUAAGGUCUGUGCGGUGGAGGUGAAGAGGCAGAUCUGGCAGGACAACCAAGCGCUGUUCGGGGAUGAAGUCUCCCCGCUGUUGAAGCAGUACAUUGUGGAGAAGGAGGCGGCUCUCUUCAGCAGCGACCUCUCCAUCCUACACAACUUCUUCAGUCCUUCUCCGAAAGCACGCAGACAGAACGAGGUGGUUCUGAAGUUGACCCAGAUGAUUGGGAAAAACGUGAAGCUUUACGACAUGGUGCUGCAGUUUCUGCGGACGCUCUUCCUGCGAACACGGAACGUCCACUACUGCACCCUUCGCGCCGAGCUGCUGAUGUCUCUCCAUGACCUGGACAUCGGGGAGAUCUGCUCCGUGGACCCCUGCCACAAAUUCACUUGGUGUUUAGACGCCUGCAUCCGUGAGAAGUUUGUGGAUGGGAAGCGGGCCAGAGAGCUGCAGGGCUUCUUGGACGGAGUGAAGAAAGGACAGGAGCAGGUCCUGGGAGAUCUGUCCAUGAUCCUGUGUGACCCCUUCGCCUGCAACACUCUGGUCUUGAGCAUCAUGAGGAACCUGCAGGAGCUUCUGAGCCAGGACUCCCUGCCCAGGGAAAGUCCAGACUUGAUGCUUCUCUUGAGGAUGCUGACUCUCGGCCAAGGAGCCUGGGACAUGAUUGACAGCCAGGUGUUCAAGGAGCCCCGUUUGGACCUGGACGUGGUCACCCGCUUCCUGCCUUCUAUGAUGUCUGUGGUGGUGGACGACCACACCUUCAACGUGGAGCAGAAGCUUCCCAGUGAGGAGAAGAGCUCUUCGUCCUACCCGAGCACGCUGCCCGAGGCCUUCACCAGGUACCUGCAAGAAAACAAAGUGGCCUGUGACAUGGGCCUCUACUACGUCCUUCACAUUGCCAAGCUGAGAAACAAGAACGCCCUGCAGAGAUUACUGCCAUCACUGGUGGAGACCUACAACGACAUGGCCUUCACCGAUGUCUUCCUGCACCUGCUGACCGGACACCUUACCCUCCUCUCAGACGAGUUUGGAACUGAAGAGUUCUGCUCCGUGGUCUUCGACAGCUUCCUCCUCACCUCGUAUUCCAGCAAAGAGAACGUGCACAGACACUGCCUGCGACUGUUGCUCUACCUCCAUCACAAGGUCCUGCCUUCCUACAUGGAGACGCUGAUGAAAACGCUUGAACCUCCAAAACAGAGCAGCGACCCGCUGAAGGAGCUGUACACCCAGCUGACGGAGAAGAUGGCGGUCCAAAAGAAGACUCCUCCUCCGCCAGAAGAGGCGCCGGCUCUGGACUUGGGCCUGCAUCCCGUCACCGUGCCCACCACCCCCUCCACUCCCAGCACCCCCCUCUAAGAUGGCCGCCUCUGCAGGACGCGCACGGAUGUUCUCUGUUUAAAGUGGUUGUUUGCCAUCUUUGUGUCCAGCUCUUAUUUUAUAAGGUGAUUUCCACCUGCACGUUUGAUGUACAGUUUUUUCGCAGGCCACUUGUUUUUGUUUACAGAUUUGACCUGUAAAUAAAUAAUC